AUGGAUGCUUCUUUUCAUCAGUUUAAUUCACAGGGUGGCAUUGGACUAAUUACUAGAGAUUUUGCAGGUAACUGCAUUGGAGUUCAAGGGGAAUACUUUGAUGGAGGAAUGUGGCAAGGCAUAGAAUUGGAGGAGUUAGAAUGCAUGGCCAUGCUUGCAGCUGUCAAGUUUGCAAUCAACAAAAAUGUGAGAAAUGCUAUUUUUGAGAGUGAUAGUGAGGUUGUAAUAAAGUCAAUCCAUGAGCAAACUUCUCAUGUUUAUUGGUUAAACCAACAAUUAAUUUUAGAUGUUAAGUUUCUGUUAGGAAAGUUUGAAGUAUGGAAGUGUAUCUCAGUUAAAAGAGAUGCAGAUGGAGUUGCUGAUAAACUAGCUAAGAAAGCUAGAACUAUGAAGUUAAACUUUGAGUUUUAUACUGAUCUCCCAUAUGAUAUAAAGGAAUGGGUGAAUCGGGAAAACAAUGUAACAGUUUAA
This is a messenger RNA of Papaver somniferum (opium poppy), 471 nucleotides long. RefSeq lists its product as uncharacterized. Bases 1 to 471 code for a protein of 156 amino acids. Gene Ontology annotation, molecular function: RNA-DNA hybrid ribonuclease activity; nucleic acid binding. The transcript has a single exon. Lineage: Eukaryota; Viridiplantae; Streptophyta; Magnoliopsida; Ranunculales; Papaveraceae. The record is from RefSeq and is a predicted model, not a curated record.